GAACUCAAUUCUCUUUUGCCAAUUGUCGAGCCAAAGAUCAAGAGUAGUCCUCCAGCAGACGCCUUUCGCGUUACCUGGCUUGGUCACGCAACCAUUCUGGCAGAGUUCGACAACAUCGCCGUUCUCACUGAUCCCAUUUUCAGCGAUCGCGCAUCGCCAAGUCAGGUUAUAGGUCCAAAACGAUAUCGAGAUCCUCCAUGCACAAUCCAUGAUUUGCCAUCCAAUUUGGAUGCCGUGGUCAUAUCACACUCACACUAUGACCACCUUGACUUGAACUCGGUGGUCAUACUGAAUGCUCGUUUUGGCAGUGACCUACGCUGGUUCAUUCCACUUGGACUUGCUGACUGGUUCAACAGUGUUGGCUGUGAGAACGUCGUCGAGUUGGACUGGUGGGAAGAGAACUGUGUGGCGGACAAAAGUGAUGUGUCUUUUGUCUUCACCCCCAGUCAGCACUGGAGCAAGCGAACCCUCACCGACGAGAACAAAACCCUCUGGGGCAGUUGGGUCAUCAAGGGUCCAAACUUUCGUUUCUUCUUUGCUGGAGACACCGGUUACUGCAGCAUCUUCAAGCAGAUCGGUCUCGUUUACGGGCCUUUCAACGUUGCGGCAAUUCCGAUCGGCGCCUACGAACCUCGCUGGUUUAUGAAACAUCAGCACGUCAAUCCAGAAGAGGCAGUGCGAAUUCACCAGGAUUUGCAGUCCAUUUUUUCAAUCGCUAUUCACUGGGGCACUUUUGCCCUUUCCAACGAAUAUUUUUUAGAUCCACCACGACUGCUUCGUGAAGCCUUGGAAAAAAGGCGAGUUAAUCUGAAAGAUUUUGUUACUUUCAAGCAUGGCGAGACACAAAUAAUUUCCAAAAAGGGCGGCAAUAGUUCAGUGCAGCAUCAGCAUCAGCAGCAGCAGCAACAACAUCAACAACAGCUGCAACUACAACAGACACCGUGGAACAUGAGUGCGAGCAUGUUCAUGAACUCGAAUCAUCUGCCGAACCAGACUCCCUUUAUGGUUGCCGACCCAACGACGAUAUCCUCUCCCAUCAUUCAAUCGCAAAACCGAAAGUGA
Molecule: messenger RNA, 1062 nt
Organism: Rhagoletis zephyria (snowberry fruit fly)
Lineage: Eukaryota; Metazoa; Arthropoda; Insecta; Diptera; Tephritidae
Source: RefSeq, a predicted model, not a curated record